Molecule: messenger RNA, 2131 nt
Organism: Monopterus albus (swamp eel)
Lineage: Eukaryota; Metazoa; Chordata; Actinopteri; Synbranchiformes; Synbranchidae
Product: gastrula zinc finger protein XlCGF57.1-like
Exons: 1
Coding region: 32-1753 (573 amino acids)
Biological process (GO): regulation of transcription by RNA polymerase II
Molecular function (GO): DNA-binding transcription factor activity, RNA polymerase II-specific; RNA polymerase II cis-regulatory region sequence-specific DNA binding
Source: RefSeq, a predicted model, not a curated record
GCUUGGACUGAAGCAGGAGACCGAUCCCUUUAUGUUGACUCCUACUUAUGAGGACAGUGACCACAGUGAACCAGAACCAGACAGUGACCAGCAGCUUCUCCUUCACAGCUCUCCUGUAGCUGAGAGCCAGGAUCAGAGAGGAAACCAGCAUGUAGACUCAGGAUCAACCAGUGACAGUAGCAAUGUGGACAACUCUCCCAUGUCACAGACUGAGUGUGAUCCUACCACAGGUAACAAGUCCUUCACAUGUGACACUUGUGGGAAAACUUGUAGAUGUAAGUCCGAUUUGAACCGACAUUUGAGAAUCCACACAGAUAAGAAGCCACAUGUUUGCAACACAUGUGGGAAGAGUUUCACACGAAGUGGUCACUUGCAUGACCACAUGAGAAUUCACUCUGGUGAGAAGCCAUAUUCUUGCAAAACAUGUGGGAAGAGUUUCACUCGUAAUAGUUCCUUAAAUACCCAUGAGAGAAUCCACACUGGUGAGAAGCCACAUGUUUGCAACACAUGUGGGAAGAGUUUCACUUAUAAUAGUUCCUUAAAUACCCAUCAGAGAAUCCACACCGGUGAGAAGCCAUAUGUUUGCAACACAUGUGGGAAGAGUUUCACACAAAGUGGUAACUUGCAUGAGCACAUGAAAGUUCACACCGGUGAGAAGCCGUAUGUUUGCAAAACAUGCGGCAGGAGUUUUACUUGUAUUAGUUCCUUAAAUACGCAUAAGAGAAUCCAUACCAGUGAGAAGCCGUUUAUUUGCGACACUUGUGGGAAGGGAUUCAAACGGAGGUCACAUUUGACAAAUCAUUUAAGAAUCCACACAGGUGAGAAGUCGUUUAUUUGCAACACCUGUGGGAAAGGAUUCAGUCAGCGCUCAUGUUUGACCACUCAUUUAAGAAUCCACACAGGUGAGAAGCCGUAUAUUUGCAACGCUUGUGGGAACGGAUUCAAACUGAGGUCACAUUUGACAUAUCAUUUAAGAAUCCACACCGGUGAGAAGUCGUACGUUUGCAACACCUGUGGGAAAGGAUUCAGUCAGCGCUCAUAUUUGACCACUCAUUUAAGAAUCCACACCGGUGAGAAGCCAUAUAUUUGCGACACUUGUGGGAAGGGAUUCAGACAGAGGUCACACUUGACUUCUCAUAUAAGAACCCACACCGGUGAGAAGCCGUAUAUUUGCGGCACUUGUGGGAAGGGAUUCAAGUGGAGGUCACAUUUGACGAAGCAUUUAAGAAUCCACACAGGUGAGAAGUCAUACGUUUGCAACACCUGUGGGAAAGGAUUCCGUCAGCGCUCGUAUUUGACCAUCCAUUUAAGAAUCCACACCGGUGAGAAGCCAUUUAUUUGCAACGCAUGUGGGAACGGAUUCAGACGGAGGUCACAUUUGACAAAUCAUUUAAGAAUCCACACCGGUGAGAAGCCGUAUAUUUGCGGCACUUGUGGGAAGGGAUUCAAGUGCAGGUCACCUUUGAUUAAUCAUUUAAGAAUCCACACAGGUGAGAAGUCAUACGUUUGCAACACCUGUGGGAAAGGAUUCCGUCAGCGCUCGUAUUUGACCAUCCAUUUAAGAAUCCACACCGGUGAGAAGCCAUUUAUUUGCAAUGCUUGUGGGAACAGAUUCAGAUGGAGGUCACACUUGACAAAUCAUUUAAGAACCCACACUGGUGAAAGGCCGUUUCCUUGCAGCACUUGUGGAAAAGGUUUCACAGAGAACAGGGCCUUGCAGGUCCACAUGAAGGUCCACACAGGUAAGAAGUAGGGUAGCAACAGUGUGAGAUUUUCCCAGUAUGAUAACUGUCUUAUUGUGAUUUCACAGUAUCAUCAUAUAACAUACACCAUUACUAUUAUUAAAGUAAUUAAAACAGAAGGGUUUUUUUUUAUAAUAAAUUGCAAACAGGGUCAUAAGUUAACACCCACCAGGAGCAAAAACUGGUAGAUUUUCCAUUUGGUGAGUAAAUCUCAGAAGACCACCUGCCACACUGGUGGGUAAAUGUUUGUAGCAAAAUAGUCGUGGACUAAAACUGUGUCCUGCCCUGCUUCUGUCUGUGUCAGAGUCUGACAUGCACACCCGUGUCUGUGAAGACCUGCUCCUGCUCUGCCUCUGGUUGACUAUAGUUUGCAUGUUAGCACCAGUAGU